Gopherus evgoodei (Goodes thornscrub tortoise) is the source of this 2802-nucleotide messenger RNA. It is a transcript of the gene ANKRD29, whose product is annotated as ankyrin repeat domain 29. Bases 152 to 1057 code for a protein of 301 amino acids. The record is from RefSeq and is a predicted model, not a curated record. Gene Ontology annotation, biological process: RNA processing. Lineage: Eukaryota; Metazoa; Chordata; Testudines; Testudinidae. Gene Ontology annotation, molecular function: protein binding; RNA nuclease activity; RNA binding. The transcript is spliced from 10 exons.
GCAGCCCCUGCAGACGCUGUGCUCCAGUCACUCUGCAAAGCGAGUCUGUGAUCGCCACCCUAGCCAGCUGGCGAAGGGCUAGAAAGUGCGGGAGAGGAAAGCUGGCUCUCUGCUUGUCCCCCGGGCUAGCUCGGAAUGAGCCGCUGCUGUGAUGUGCAAGAUGUCUUUCAAGAGGGAAACACCGCUCGCAAAUGCUGCAUUCUGGGCUGCAAGGAAAGGAAACCUGGCUCUUCUUCAGCUGUUGUUGAACAGUGGGCGAGUAGAUGUGGACUGCAGAGACAGCCUUGGCACAACAGCUCUGAUGGUAGCUUCUCACUAUGGCCACAUAGAAUGUGUGCGGGAAUUGGUGUUACAAGGAGCAGAUAUCAAUCUGCAGAGAGAGUCAGGCACAACUGCUCUGUUCUUUGCUGCACAGCAAGGCCACAAUGCUGUUGUGAGGUUUCUCUUUGAAUUUGGCGCCUCUACUGAAUUUAGAACUAAAGAUGGCGGUACCGCUCUGUUAGCAGCUUGUCAGUAUGGCCAUACACGAGUGGUGGAAACUCUAUUGAAGCAUGGUGCCAACAUACAUGAUCAACUUUGUGAUGGAGCUACUGCACUUUUUCUGGCUGCCCAAGGCGGUUAUCUGGAUGUCAUCAGAUUAUUGUUAUCUUCAGGAGCAAAGGUCAACCAGCCAAGGCAGGACGGGACAGCUCCUUUGUGGAUAGCAUCUCAGAUGGGUCACAGCGAGAUAGUGAGGGUAAUGCUGCUCCGGGGAGCUGAGCGAGAUGCCACACGGAACGAUGGUACCACUGCUUUACUUAAAGCUGCUAACAAAGGGUAUCAUGACGUUAUAGAGGAAUUACUCAAAUUCUCUCCUGCACUUGGCCUGUUGAAGAAUGGGACUUCUGCUCUCCAUGCGGCCGUGCUGGGUGGCAAUGUAAAAGCAGUAGCACUACUUUUGGAAGCAGGAGCAGAUCCUUCUCUUAGGAACAAGGCAAAUGAACUGCCAGCAGAACUAACACAAAAUGAACGCAUCCUCCGGCUCCUCCGGGCAAAAGAAAAGCACAGGAAAAGCUAACCCAACUACUGUGUCAGAUGUGGUUUGACAGAGAGGAGCUAUGUCCAUGCUGGCCCUAAAGCAAAUCUGGUUUUGAAAAUGGCUUAUAGAACCUCUUAGCAGAAUUGUUUUAGCAUGUCCAAGAUACCACUCUGUGAACAAAGUCAGCCUUCAACACAGAGGAGAGGGUGCACUAAAACUUCAGUUUUGCACCAUUAAACCUAACAGGAGUUUUGCCAUGGGCUUCAGUGAGAGCAAGAUAGAGCCCUAAAGGCCUGUUUGCACCACAGCCCUGUCUAUACUUGAAAAUCCCAGCAUUCCCAUAAAUCCUAAAAUGUGUGUAGUACACCUUAUAGCCACACACAAGUGCUCAACCAUUUCACAGGCAUUCUCACUAUUGUUAUGACUGCACUAGCUGAGAUCAAGUCUUAAUGCCUCUUUGUGCACCUGUUCAGUUUGAACCAUUGAGCUUGUGUAGGUGGGAAGCACAGAUGUUCCAGCUGCACUGGUUCAAUUAAUCUCCUCAGCACAAUCCCACAAGGCUUCAAUGCACCCUUCAGGCUUUGGCAGUUUGGAGACCAGGCUAUGUCCACAUUCCUCCCUGCUGCCAUUUCAUGCAGGCCUGAGAGAAAGCUGAGGGGUGCUCAUCUGGUCUCAGCUAUGCCCAAUAACUCCUUCCCUGUUUGCAGCCACGUGUAGGGCAGGGAUAUAGGACACAAACCAGCCUAUUUAAAUCAAAACUUUAAUUAGAACAAGGAAUUUUUUAUUGGCUUGUAGGAAAAUAACCCACAACACAAUGGGGAAAAGUUAGGGAGCGCAAACACCAUAGCAUCUACACACCCACACUAGAAACCUCAAUUACAUAUGUAUUGAACUACCUUACUCUGGGGUUGGCAUGGCUCUGAGGUAACUGUUUCAUCUGUAUCUCAUAGUUGCUUGAGACCUGAAAAGGGGACUUAAGUGAAAACAUAUUCCAGGCUAUCCCACCCCCAUCCCAAGUAAAUCCUAGUUCUUUUGCUUACCAGCAUGGGGAGGUAAGUAACUUCUGGUUCUCCCCACUAUCCUUGAGGAUCAGAACAUAGGCUAGAGGGGUGACUACCUGAGGUGGGGGAGAAGGAUUGGAAAAAUUGGUUGUGUACCAAUGGAUACCUCAGAGAGGUGUCCUCCCUCCAGCCCCUGGCCUUAACUGCUCUGUUUGGAUUGUAGAGGGAGACACAAGAGAAAAGGUAGCUGUUACUUAAGCAACAACUCAUUAAAACGAUCCAAAACUUUACAGUUUACCCCAAAAGUUAUCAAGCAAAUGAGAGCAAACUCAUCUCCUCCUCAGAGUAAACUCUCACCUGUGUAGUACCACAAUCCAUCCAACAGUGGGUAUGGAGACAGCUGGUGGCCUUCUGCAGUGUAAUUCCCUUUCGCUCCUAACAUAUGCUCAAAUCCAUGAACAGAACCACUGGAAAUAGUCACUGAGUAAACCAAAUGUAGCAUGUUGUUAACAUAUAUUUAGCUGUGAAGCCUACUCGUGUGGGUGUUAUAAAUGUACAGUAUACAUUGUACACACAAACACGUGUAUGCGACACGGUUUAGUGUUCACCAGCUACUAUACAAUGCAACUGCUCCAGGGACCUGUGCCUGGAAUUAUGGGAGAGGGGCCACUAUGAGCAGGUACAUCAGCAGUUGGUAGGCCAUGUGUGAUGUGGGCACAUUAUACUCGGAGGGCAUUCAGUGCCAAAAAAAAUAAAAAAAAUUCUGCAUACAAUAUUUUAAAA